Messenger RNA from Juglans regia (Persian walnut), 1724 nucleotides. Its product is annotated as protein phosphatase 2C 77. Bases 110 to 1585 code for a protein of 491 amino acids. Gene Ontology annotation, biological process: protein dephosphorylation. The transcript has 5 exons. The record is from RefSeq and is a predicted model, not a curated record. Lineage: Eukaryota; Viridiplantae; Streptophyta; Magnoliopsida; Fagales; Juglandaceae. Gene Ontology annotation, molecular function: protein serine/threonine phosphatase activity; cation binding.
ACGUGAUUUGUUGCAUUUGUAUGCUCUAUAUAAGGUUCUCGUUGGCCACUUCUUUCUCCUCUCGCUUUUAUUCAGUAUAUUUUGGAACGGCCAGGAAAUAAGAUCUGUAAUGAGUCAGUCGGCAGUAAAAACCCACAUGGAAAUCAAUGGGCUCAAGCUUCUUGUAAACACAACCCCCAUGCUAUUAAAACCUGGAACUCAGCCAAAUCCACCUUAUGGGUCAAUUUCACGUGGAAAUGAAGAAAACAGGGGAGGAGACAGAAAUGACUGCAUGCGAUUAAGUGGUGAUCCAUUUGCUGUUAAUUCUAGCAAUAUUUGUGAUGAGGAACUCUUGGCCUCGGAGGUAACUUUUGAGAAAGGCUCACCAUCUAAUACUGACAAGUCCAAAUUGAAAGAAUCAGAUGUUGAGUUGGAGCAUGCACAAGAUCCUUUUACAAUGGUGUUGGAUCUUUAUGGUAAGGAAGGCAAUGGAUCCGAUGCAAAGUUCUUUGCUGCAGCACCUGAGGUGCUGCAGGAAAAGAAAACAUAUGGAACAAGUUGCCAAAAUAUCUUUGAACAGAAUUGUCUACCCCUUUGGGGCUUCACAACCAUAUGCGGGAGGAGGCUGGAGAUGGAAGAUGCCAUGUCGGUUGUACCCCGGUUUUCGCAAGUUCCUCCUCGAAUGCUGUCGGAUGGCAUGAAUGGUCAUUUGUGCAAUUCAACUGCCCAUUUCUUUGGCGUCUAUGAUGGGCAUGGCGGCUCUCAGGUUGCAAACUAUUGCCAUGAACGUCUCCAUUUGGCCUUGGUUGAGGAGAUAGAAAGUACAAAAAGGAGCUUGUGCGAUGGAAGUAUUGGGAAUGGUUGGCAGGAUCUGUGGAAGAAAGCCAUAUUCAAUUGUUUUCUCAAAGUUGAUGCUGAGGUUGGGGGAGUUCAUCAAGGGAAUAAUGGAAGCAACAGUGAGGCCUCUGAGGCUACUCCAAAACCAAUUACCCCUGAAACUGUUGGUUCUACUGCCUUGGUUGCCAUUUUAUGUUCAACCCACCUAAUAGUUGCAAACUGUGGGGAUUCGAGGGCUGUCUUGUGUCGUGGAAAAGCACCUAUUCCAUUGUCAGUAGAUCACAAACCAAAUAGAGAAGAUGAAUAUGCAAGGAUAGAAACUGCAGGAGGCAAGAUCAUACAAUGGUUUGGCUUCCGUGUUUUCGGUGUCCUUGCGACGUCCAGGUCCAUCGGUGAUAGAUACUUGAAACCAUGGAUUAUUCCAGAUCCAGAAGUGAUGCUCAUUCCCCGCACCAAGGAAGACGAGUGCCUUAUUUUGGCUAGUGAUGGAUUAUGGGAUGUCAUGACAAACGAGGAAGUCUGUGAUGUUGCGCGAAAGCGGAUCCUUGUGUGGCACAAGAAGCAUGGUAAUACCCUACCUGCAAAAAGUGGAGAUGAUGGUGCUGAUCCUGCAGCUCAAGCUGCAGCAGAGUGCCUCUCGAGGCUUGCUCUUCAAAAGGGAAGCAAAGACAACAUUACUGUGAUAGUAAUAGACUUGAAAGCUCAAAGGAAGUUUAAAAGAAAAACCCAACAAGAAGAAUCUCACCCAUCAUCACCUACAAUUUUUUAGAUAUUUUUAUAGAACAUAAUUCUAAUCAGUAGUAACAUGGUUCAGCCCUUCGAUUUUUGAACUAGGCUGCUAGUGAUACCAUGGAGUUUUGUAUACUAAAACCUGCAAUAUGCAGAAUACUUAUUAUCUCUAGAUUUGC